UUCUGAUCCGGCUCAGUCCAACUCUCUUUCUCUGUCACUAAAUCACAGCUUCUGUAAUGAUUUACUUGAAUCUGGCAACCCAUGUCUGGAGCGGUGAUGGGAAAGUUUCUGCUUCACCGUUGAUGUCUUUUCUUAUUAGCACACAUUUCUCAACAUUUAGACCAAAACUAAGCUAAAGGUAUGUGUUUUUAGCUCGUGGAUUUGGUAGUUAUCAUGUUCAUCAAAAAUUAGACGAUGUUUGAAUGCUGACAUUUGUGUAAAUCAGUAAUAUAUGUACUUGAUUGACUCCCUUCCCCCCGCCUCGUUUGAUUUAAUCCAGGUUUUUGUUUUUUUAGUAAUGUUAGACUGUGUUUAUAAUUUGAGAGAAAGCUAGCAAAUCCUCUGGCUAGAUUUCGGUAUUUAAAUUCCACCCUUGCUAAAUUGUUAACUUUAAUAAGUUUGGUUAGUUUUAUAUAUUUUUUUUUAUUAGGAAAAAAUAUAAUUAACUGGCGAGGCUAAUUCACAUGAAUCCAAAUCGCGUACUACUACUAUUGUACUACAUAGUACUUAUGUCAGAAUUACAUGCAUACAUAAUGGAGGCGCACUACAGAGUACGGUAGUACACUCGUGUGCUAUUCUGGACGUAGCCCUAGCAACUGCCCGUGAGUCACGUGACCAUUAGCUAUCCUUUAAAGUUUAAAGGGUUAGCAUGCUCGUUAUGAGAAGUCAUUUCCCCCGUUUUCAGUAGCUUCUACUACAUUCUUUCUUUCCUUCCUUCUUGCAGUGUCUUUUCAUAUCAUUUUUCAGAAAUAUGGAUAAUCCCGUUUGGGAGAAUUCGAAUUAUGAAAUAUUAGCGGAAAUUGGCGAGGGUGCCUACGGAAAAGUGUACAAAGCGAGGGAGACCUGUGAGAAACAGCGCCUCGUAGCGGUCAAGAGGCUCAACAUCGGCGCAGACCCGGACGCAGGCAUCCCUCAGUUCAUGAUCCGCGAGGUGGCGCUGUUGCGAAAAAUAGGCUAUUUCAACCACCCAAAUGUAGUGAAGUUGUUGGACGUGUCAGCUGGUCUGAGGAAACCAGGCUUGGACCUGACACUGGUGUUUGAGUACAUCGAUCAGGAUCUGUCCUCUUUCCUCAGUACCGCUCCUGAGGACGGUCUGGGCACAGACAAAAUAAAGGACGUGAUGCGGCAGCUGCUGAAGGGCCUCGAUUUCCUCCACACUAACACCGUCAUGCACCGUGACCUGAAGCCCUGUAACGUGUUGCUGAGCAGCCGCGGGGAGGUGAAGAUCGCAGACUUCGGCUUGGCGAGGAUCUACACUAACUGUAUCGCCCUGACACCCUGCGUAGUGACUCUGUGGUACAGGGCUCCUGAGGUGUUGCUCCAUUCUAACUACAUGUCUUCUGUGGAUAUCUGGAGCGCUGGCUGCAUCUUUGCGGAGCUCUUCCUGCUAAAACCUUUGUUCCAGGGAUAUACAGAGGUCCAGCAGCUUCAGAAGAUCUUUGAGGUGAUUGGGUUGCCCGGUAAAGAGGACUGGCCUAAAGAAAGUCCCAUCCACUAUAAUCCAGCCUGGGCUAGACGAGACGUCACCACACAGCUGCUGCCGAGCCUGAAUGCAGAGGAGAACAACCUGCUCAAUCAAUGUCUGGCCUUCAAUCCAGCCCAGCGCAUCUCUGCUUAUAGAGCUUUAGCCCACCCUUUCUUGGCUGGUCCUUAAUCUUAAAACACAAUAUAAUAGAAGCUGAGGGACAUGGCAUGAAGAAACAUUCAAAUGAAGGGGUUCAAUGGAGGCAAGUAGAUUCGACUUGGGCUCCUUCCACCCACAUACCCAAGAAAUCAAGUAAGGAAUAACACACUUGGAGGUGUGCUGUUAUAGGAAAGUAAUCAACAACAAGGUGGUGUGAUACGGACGUCCAGUGGAGUUAUUGUUACCACCCUGAAGUUGAUUGGUUUUGUAUAAUGACAUGUUCCAAAGUGUUUUAUUCCUAUUAUACUGCAACAAUUUGUCAAUAAUUGUAUAUUUUCUUAAUUUAUUAACGAACAACACAUCAUACUUUUUGACCUGUCAUCUGCCAUACAAGUAAAUUGGUACUAUAGAAAUAAUACCAUAUUAGAAGUAACUAGAAUACAAACUCUGCACUGGGCGCUAUUUUCAGAGCUGCUUAAAUAGAAAUGUACUCAACACCUUCUGACCAAUCAGAAUCACGCUCAACACUGUGGUAUAUACGAAGUUAAAACAGGAGGUGUUUAAAGUACAGGUGUAGAAGCAACAGUCUGUUGUAUGUUAUUAUGUGAGGAGAUAAAAAGGUACAUUUGGCUAAAUACAACAAGGGAUUUUUAAGCAGCAAAGCAGGGACAUAGACUUUUGAUGAAACUUGAAAAGUCCUUGGUGAAUUUUCUUUUGUUCCAGCACUCUAAAUGUCUUUAUAGGACUGUGGAACAAACAUGUUUGUUUACUUUCACACUUUUCCAAGGUGUGUUAUCUGAUGAUGAAAUGAUUUCUAGCUACAGUCAGCAUUACAAUACAGUAGCAUUAUUUCUUCAUAUUUCACUCCGAGAUCUGGUAGUACAGGAUUUCCACACAGAUUAAAUAUGCAAAUUAAAUUAUUGACACUUUACUCAAAGCUGCCAUGUAAUGAUAAUGCUUGUCUUAUGGCAUUUGAAGCUUGCAUUCUUUAAGGUUGCUUACUGUACGCAGUAAGGACUGAAAAGGAAAAUUAAGCAGAUUUGUAUUUGUUUUGUCUUAUCAAAAGCUCAGGUCAUGCUUGCUCAGCUGAAGUGUUUCCACUGAACUGAACUGUAAACAACUUCAGGUCUCAUAUUAACUGUCAAAGAGAGCAACUUUAAGGAUGAAAUUGAUUGUUAGUUGAACAGUACAGUUCGGUUGUUGUUUUUUUUUUAUUUUAUGUGUUUCCCUGAGAUGUCUUCUUUCUAAUCUUUGCUGGAUUUGACACUGAACUGUUACAGCCACUUCUGAAAAACAACAGCCCCUGUUUAUGGUUUUACGGGCUGCCUAGGAUUUCAGUACCUGUGUCUUUCUGGAUGUCUAAAGUGCCUCUGUUGUUAGAUUGUUUUUUUUCCCCCAAAGCAAUUAAAAUGUUUAAAGGAUUUUCAGAGUACUGUAUUUGUUGCCUCUCUGUGCAUUGUGUGAUGUUUUAUACAUUGUCUUUCAAUGCACCAGAAAAAAAUUAGAUGUGUAAGAAAGUUUAAUCCCAUAUACAGUUUAAUGAGAUGUGUAAGUGAGUUUAAUCCCAUGGAUCCCUAUAUACAGUAAGUCUUUUUGUCCUUUUGUCAGUCUUUAGCAGGAAACCCAGGGCCCAUAUGUCUAUAGAUAUGUACAAUAUGUCUAUUUGUUCAAAAUAUUUUGGUCAUAAACUUCACGAAUAGUGUGCAUGCAUGACAUGCAUUGCCUAGAGCACAGGUUCCCAACCCUGGUCCUGAAGUACCCUCUGUCCUCCAGAUUUUAAUGUUUUCCCUGCUCUAAUACACCCACUUCAACUCAGACAGGGAUGUUAAUUAACUUAUUAUCUGAAUUAGGUGUGUUGGGAGCAGGGGAAACACUAAAAUGUGCAGGACAGGGGGUAAUUCAGGACCAGGGUUGGGAUCCUCUGGCAUAGGGAAUGAAAUAAAGUUUCUGCAUCCAAAUUCUAAUGGUUUCCACUGCAAAUACCAUUACAAACCAUUAAUUGUUAACCAUUAAAACCAUAACCAAAUACUUUCCAUUAGACAGUAGGACAUAUGCAUAUACAUAAGGAUGUAGGUCCUUAGUGGUAUCCACUAGAGAUAAAACGCUGUAGAAAGCCACCAGUAGAAAGCAACAAAUUACCAGUAGAGACCCACAGUGACCAUUACAGUUUCCAUUAAAACCAAUACAAUUCCAAUUAUAACCAUUAAAACCA
Ictalurus furcatus (blue catfish) is the source of this 3875-nucleotide messenger RNA. RefSeq names its product cyclin-dependent kinase 21 (gene cdk21). The transcript is spliced from 7 exons. The record is from RefSeq and is a predicted model, not a curated record. Gene Ontology annotation, cellular component: cytoplasm; nucleus; cyclin-dependent protein kinase holoenzyme complex. NCBI's taxonomy places the organism in Eukaryota, Metazoa, Chordata, Actinopteri, Siluriformes, Ictaluridae. Gene Ontology annotation, molecular function: ATP binding; cyclin binding; cyclin-dependent protein serine/threonine kinase activity. Gene Ontology annotation, biological process: signal transduction; protein phosphorylation; regulation of G2/M transition of mitotic cell cycle. Bases 791 to 1693 code for a protein of 300 amino acids.